AAGCAACAGCUGAUUACUGGAAAUAAAUGAACAUUUUUGACGUCUGUCAAAUUUCUGAAUAUUUUGUUUUGAUAUGACCGGCUCAUUUAGUUCUAAAAAUUUAAAUUAAAUAAAAUGUUUAACUUUAGAUGCAUCUUGUUGCCAUUUAGAGAUUUACCCCAUAGUUUAAGCACCAGAGGAUUGAAACAAACGAUAAAUCGAAUCAAACCGGAAUACGACACCGACUAUCUUACAAAUCCUGCAAACAUUGAUCACAUCAAAAAGAAUAUAUUAAACCGGAAAGGAGUCGGUGAUAUUGAAAGGGUGCACGGUCUGGUAUAUGAAUUAAACCACAACACAGACACAACGAUUCGUGUCAAACUUCAACAACAACUUGAAGCUGCCCUGAAAACAAUUCCGAAUCAUACGCAUCCUGAUGUCGUAAACUAUGGUGAUGGUCCAAAAGAAAUCGCAUCGAUUGGUUUGAAACGAAACUUCACAUUUUCAGCGAGACCCUUCGAUGGACUGUGUGGUCAUUUGAACAUUUUACGCACAAAUGAAAUAGAUCAUUUUAAUGGUUCGAGAAGCUACUACUUCAUGAAUGAAUUAGCUGAAAUGGAAGAGGCACUGAUACAAUAUACGGUCGACAAACUGGACGCAAACGGAUUCGAAUUGAUUUCGGUUCCCGAAAUUCUUCCACCUGAAGUCAUUGAAGGAUGUGGCAUGAAAACAACCGGUGAACGCCAUCAGGUAUUUAAAACACUUCCAGACAAUUUAUGCUUGUCUGGCACAUCCGAAAUGGCUCUAGGUGGCUUCUUCGCUGGGAAACGAUUCCACAUCGACGAACUACCCAUUCGAGUAAUGGCAGUCAGCCGCUGUCAUCGGGCUGAAACAUCCACAGCCAAAGAAGACAAAGGUGUCAUAUUCCGUGUCCAUUCAUUUAGCAAAGUCGAAAUGUUUUCGGUGUGCGCUCCGGAUCAAUCGGAAAGCAUGCUGGACGAAUUUAAGCGUAUCGAAAUCGAUCUGUUCAGUAAACUCAACUUACAUUUUACAGUACUCGAUAUGCCACCGUGCGAAUUAGGUGCGCCUGCAUAUCGAAAAUUUGACAUUGAAGCAUGGAUGCCCGGUCGUGGAAUGUAUGGUGAAAUAUCAAGUUGCAGUAAUUGUACGGAUUAUCAAGCUCGACGAUUGGACAUUCGCUUCAGUGACAGGAACGGGCAGAUUGUUCAUGCACAUACGGUAAACGGUACGGGUUGUGCCGUACCAAGAAUGUUGAUGGCCAUAGCGGAAAACGGACAAAACGAAGACUUCACAAUUAAUAUUCCUACCGAACUGCAGAGAUACAUGGAUGGCAAAAGUAUAAUUCAAUCAGCCAGAGUGCUACCUGGAUCGAAACGAGCCCAAAUUGAUGAAACAAACGUAGAGAGUUCUGCGUAAAAUGUGUUCUGACAUCAGUAUGGUUAAAUUGUAGACAUAAGCUGAGAAUAUAAGCAGACUGUUAUUUAUACAUCUGGCUUUGAUAUGAGCAAUUUUAAGUUCCCACCAUUGGAGCUUGAAGCUGUCCUGCUCAGAGCUUUAACAUUGAAUUCGGUAACAUUAACAUUUGCAGCGACUGAGUUAGUUUUUCUUGAUCUGAAUUCAGCUCAGUCUUAGUUUGAAUCAGUUUCAAGUCUCAAAAGGCAGAAUUGUAAUUUUAUAAGAAAUUUUUAAUGGCCACAAGACCGUAACAUCUCGGCGAUAUGGUAGAAUCAAAAAACUUUACUAAAAACGAUACAUCGUUACGUUGCUGUUGUUCUUUUAAAUACAAUAACCGAUCCA
Messenger RNA from Bradysia coprophila, 1797 nucleotides. RefSeq names its product serine--tRNA ligase, mitochondrial-like. Gene Ontology annotation, molecular function: serine-tRNA ligase activity; ATP binding. Gene Ontology annotation, biological process: seryl-tRNA aminoacylation. NCBI's taxonomy places the organism in Eukaryota, Metazoa, Arthropoda, Insecta, Diptera, Sciaridae. The record is from RefSeq and is a predicted model, not a curated record.